This is a messenger RNA of Sinocyclocheilus rhinocerous, 1031 nucleotides long. Its product is annotated as neuropeptide FF receptor 1-like. Gene Ontology annotation, cellular component: plasma membrane. NCBI's taxonomy places the organism in Eukaryota, Metazoa, Chordata, Actinopteri, Cypriniformes, Cyprinidae. Gene Ontology annotation, biological process: G protein-coupled receptor signaling pathway; cellular response to hormone stimulus. The record is from RefSeq and is a predicted model, not a curated record. The transcript is spliced from 5 exons. The coding region runs from base 24 to 1031 and encodes 335 amino acids. Gene Ontology annotation, molecular function: peptide binding; neuropeptide receptor activity.
UAGAUUUGGAAACUCUCUCAGCAAUGGAUCUGAACAACUUCUACAGCGAGAACAUCAGUAUUAACCACAGCACGCUCUUCAACAACAGCAGAAACCUCAUGUUCUUACCGUUCUACCAGCAUUCCCUCGCCGUGGCCUCCGUCAUUAUCCUGGCCUACGUGCUCAUCUUCUCGCUGUGCAUGCUGGGAAACAUCCUGGUGUGCUUCAUCGUGCUGAGAAACAGGCAGAUGAGAACUGUCACCAACAUCUUCAUACUCAACCUGGCCAUCAGCGACCUGCUGGUGGGCAUCUUAUGCCUUCCCAUCACUCUGGUGGACAAUCUGAUCACAGGCUGGCCGUUUGAUGUGCUCAUCUGUAAAAUGAGUGGACUCGUGCAGGGAGCUUCAGUCUCGGCGUCUGUCUUCACGCUGGUGGCCAUCGCAGUGGAAAGGUCCUUCCAAACCCUCAUGACUCUCUCAAAAAACACUCAGCUCACAUAUGAACUAAUUAAGCUUCUGGUUGCUGACAGACGUGUUCACAAUGUGCUGGUCUUGUUUGGAAAAGAACAACAGACAGCAAGUCCGGUCUCGCUCAUCUUCAUCAUGUACUCGCGCAUCGCGGUCAGGCUGGUCAAGCCGCCCGUCUUCCGCCGCAAGCUGCGCGUGGUAAACAUGCUCCUGAUGGUGGCGCUGCUCUUCGCCGUGUCCUGGCUUCCGCUCUGGAUCCUCAUGAUGCUGACGGAUUACGGAAAUCUUUCGGCCGCUCAGCUGGAUCUGGUGGCCGUCUAUGUCUUCCCGUUCGCUCACUGGCUGGCCUUCUUCAACAGCAGCGUCAAUCCUAUUGUUUAUGGCUACUUCAACGAGAACUUCCGGCGCGGAUUCCAGGCGGCAUUUAAGCUGGGUUUGUGUGUGGUGGACAAGCCGCCGCAGCCCAGACGCAACGCAGCGUGGAAACACAACCGCGUGUUUGCGGACCGAGACGAGACGAACGCAAAGAGCGAAAAUGCAUACUUGGCCAUAUGUCACAUGUAUGUAAAACUAUUUGCUCUGUAG